Messenger RNA from Micromonas pusilla CCMP1545, 405 nucleotides. RefSeq lists its product as uncharacterized. Lineage: Eukaryota; Viridiplantae; Chlorophyta; Mamiellophyceae; Mamiellales; Mamiellaceae. Gene Ontology annotation, biological process: fatty acid biosynthetic process. Gene Ontology annotation, molecular function: fatty acid synthase activity. The annotation marks the transcript as partial. The record is from RefSeq and is a predicted model, not a curated record. The transcript has a single exon.
AUGAAGACGUCAUUGGAACUUCAUUCAAGCACCGUGGUCGCGUCGGCAGUGAACCAAGAUGGCCGCUCAAGCUCCCUCACCGCCCCUAACGGACCCUCGCAACAGCGUGUUAUUCGCAGCUGUCUAGGGUCUGCUAAAACGGAUCCAGGUGCGGUCGACGGUCUCGAGAUGCACGGAACCGGCACGCCACUUGGCGAUCCAAUCGAAGUGGGCGCUGCCCACGCAGUGCUCGUGGAACACACACACGAUUCGCGGCUCACGGCGCUUGUUCUUUCGGCCAUGAAGUCUUGCAUGGGCCACACCGAGCCCGCUGCAGGUGCAGUCGGCCUUGCAAACGCCGUGAUCGGUGUUGGGUGCAGCCUCGUACGACCCAUCGUCCAUCUGACUGGCAUCAACCCACAUCUU